AUGCUAGCUCUAGAAGAGCUAAAGGACCGCAAUGUGGGCCGCCCAGUUAAAUGUCGUCGCACAUUGACGAAAGUGCGUGGAGGCACAGCGUGCGGUGGCCAGACCAUAUUUGAGGACGACUUUUCUACCUUGAAGGAGGAUGUGUGGCAGAUUGAACAUUACAUCCCUAUUUCAUCCCAUCCGGUUGGCUAUGAUGUUUCAUAUUUCGAACAUCCAUUUGUAUCGUAUCAAAAUCGAUUGGAUGAUCCUGUUGUGUUCGUGUCAAAUGGAUUCCUACAAAUAACAGCAAAAGUCCUAGAGCGUUUAUCGGAAUACGACAACGAUACCGUAUAUUUUGAAGACUUGGACCUCAACAGCCAGAGUGGGUGA
Messenger RNA from Diatraea saccharalis (sugarcane borer), 369 nucleotides. NCBI's taxonomy places the organism in Eukaryota, Metazoa, Arthropoda, Insecta, Lepidoptera, Crambidae. The record is from the annotation of a GenBank genome assembly.